CAGGCCGUUAGCCUCCGUACUUUCUCUAGCGAUGAAAUCACUCCAUGCCUUGUUUAAACCACCCUCCUCUCCCACCAAAACCACAACCUCCUCCUCCUCUACCACCACCACCGCAUCAAAGACUAGAAAACCCGCAACCUCCUCCUCCUCCUCAAAUGCACCAAUUCUCUCUCCAAAUCCACCAGAAACCACCACAACCAUCUCCAAGACAUCAAAAAACAAAGCAAAGAGCUCUCUUUCUGCUCUUUUUAUUCCACCGACUCCACCCACAGAAGCCCAUUUCAUCUCUCUAAUUCACGGUUCCAAAACAAUUCUCCAACUCCACCAAAUCCACGCCCAAAUCAUCAUCCACAACCUCUCUUCAAGCAGCCUAAUUACCACCCAGCUAAUCUCUUCCUCGUCUUUGCGCAAAUCCAUCAACCACUCGCUAGCAGUUUUCAACCACCAUAAACCCAAGAAUUUGUUUACAUUCAAUGCAUUAAUUCGUGGGCUCACCACAAAUUCUCAUUUUUUCAAUGCCAUUUUUCAUUUUAGGCUAAUGUUAAGGUCUGGCAUUAAGCCUGACCGGCUUACAUAUCCGUUUGUGCUUAAAUCUAUGGCGGGUUUGUUCUCAACAGAGCUUGGUAUGGCUAUUCAUUGUAUGGUUUUGAGGUGUGGGAUUGAACUCGAUUCAUUUGUAAGAGUUUCUUUGGUUGACAUGUAUGUAAAAGUUCAGAAGUUGGGGUCGGCUUUCAAGGUGUUUGAUGAAAGCCCUGACAGAUUUGAUAGUGGGAGCAGUGCGUUGUUGUGGAAUGUGUUGAUUAAGGGCUGUUGUAAGGCUGGGAGUAUGAAGAAGGCUGUGAAGCUUUUUAAGGCCAUGCCAAAGAAGGAGAAUGUGUCUUGGAGUACUUUGAUUGACGGAUUUGCAAAAAAUGGGGAUAUGGAUCGAGCUAUGGAGCUUUUUGAUCAAAUGCCAGAGAAGAAUGUGGUUUCUUGGACCACAAUGGUUGAUGGGUUUUCUCGGAAUGGAGAUAGUGAGAAGGCGCUGUCAAUGUUUUCUAAAAUGUUGGAGGAAGGGGUGAGGCCGAAUGCUUUCACCAUUGUUUCUGCUCUUUCUGCUUGUGCAAAGAUUGGUGCCCUUGAAGCUGGGUUACGGAUACAUAAAUAUAUCAAGGAUAAUGGUCUCCAUUUGACUGAAGCACUUGGGACUGCCUUGGUCGAUAUGUAUGCCAAAUGUGGGAAUAUUGAGUCUGCAAGUGAGGUGUUUGGAGAGACAGAACAGAAGAGUAUUCGUACAUGGACUGUUAUGAUAUGGGGUUGGGCAAUCCAUGGACAUUCUGAGCAAGCGAUUGCAUGCUUUAAACAGAUGAUGUUUGCAGGUAUAAAACCAGACGAGGUUGUAUUUCUUGCCUUAUUAACUGCUUGCAUGCAUUCUGGCCAAGUAGAUAUUGGACUUAACUUCUUCGAUAGCAUGAGGCUUGAUUACUGCAUCGAACCCUCUAUGAAACACUAUACAUUGAUUGUUGAUAUGCUAGGCAGGUCUGGUCAGCUUAAAGAAGCCCUCAGAUUCAUUGAACGCAUGGCAAUGAAUCCUGAUUUUGUGAUAUGGGGAGCACUCUUUUGUGCUUGUAGGGCUCACAAAAAAACCAAAAUGGCAAAAUUUGCUUUAAAUAAACUCCUGAAGCUUGAACCUACACAUACUGGGAACUACAUCUUCUUGUCAAAUGCUUAUGCUGCUCUAGGCCAAUGGGAAGAUGCGGAGAGAGUAAGAGUUCUGAUGCAGAAUAGAGGUGUUCACAAAAAUAGUGGAUGGAGUUGCAUUGAGGUGGAGGGUCAAGUGCAUCGCUUUGUUUCUGGUGAUCAUGAUCACAAGGAUUCAAAAGCGAUAUGCCUGAAAUUAGAAGAAAUAAUGGCAGGUGCAGUGAAACAAGGAUACAUACCUGGAACUGAGUGGGUACUUCAUAAUAUGGAACAAGAAGAAAAAGAAGUUGUGUUGGGAAGUCAUGGUGAGAAGUUAGCACUUGCUUUUGCGCUCAUUUGUACUUCUCCUGGGAUGACUAUUAGGAUUGUGAAAAAUCUUCAAGUAUGUGGGGAUUGCCAUUCUUUGAUGAAAUAUGUUAGUAAGAUAAGUCAAAGGGAGAUCAUAUUGAGAGAUAUGAAGCGAUUCCAUCAUUUCAAGGAUGGAUCUUGUUCAUGUAGAGAUCACUGGUAAAAUGGACCCAAACCAUAUGAACCCAACAUCAUACCUCUAUGACAUAGUCUCACAUCUAUGGCAAUAGAUCUACAAGCUCAUCUGUAAACAUCACAUCCCCUGAGAUCUAAGACACCGGCUGUCAGAAAUCUGAGGUAAGAUAAGGAUGGCUUGGGUUGCAUUUUGACAUGAUUCAGGAUGAGGUAAGUUAAGGAUGGCUUGGGUUGCAUUUUGACAUGAUUCAGGAGCAGACGGCAUGGCAUGCUUGCACAUCCCCCGAGAUCUAAGACACCAGCUGUAAGAAAUCUGAGGUUUGUUGGUGGAACUGUUCCUCACAUGAUAAUGAUUCUAGAUAGCAUCUCAAUGGGGAAGCUUGGUUGCUCUGUUACUGGAGGAUUGCUUUGGGACAUCUUUGGUUGUUGGUUUGUUUGGUUCACAGCCAUUUGGAUGAAGCAACUAACGCAUGGAGGCUGAACUAUGGGGAGUGAGGAUUAAAGCUGGAACAGGACUUCAUUAAUCUGACCAUAUUAGCAGGCUAAAACAACAAAUUGUCUCGUCAAUAGCUCUCAGAUUUUCUAACUAGUUAGCAAUGUGGUUCAAGGGUUCAUGGUUACUGUCAUCAUUGAUAACAUAUUUAUCAAAGUAACUAUUCAAAGAAAAGAAAAAAGGACGUUCUUUUGAGUUACAAGAACUGAUGAACAGAUCUUGAUUGUGUCCCAUUACAGCAUGACAAUGUGGGAGAGGAAUAUCAAGGUCCAGAAGGGCAUGCCUACUUUUGUAUUUGACAUGAUUAAUGCCUUAAAAAGAGACAACACAGAAACUGAGCUACUAUCCAUCAUUGCUUGAAUGCAUGCAUAGACUAGAGAGCAAGAUCAAGGUACCCCCCCUCAUGUGCCUGAGGAUUGCAAUCAUGCAAAGCAAAUGGACCCUGAAAAUGUUGUCAAAACAAGAGCUAAAAUCCGAGAGUGCUGAAUCAUGGGGUCACGGUAGUCUACCAUUUGGCUUGGAGGGUAUGUUGGCUUGCAUGAGUAGACGCACAAUGAACCCAAGGCUAUCAUGUAUUCAUGAUUGCAAGGAUGGUGUUUUUUCUGUAUCAAUGAUUUUUCUUUUUCUUUC
This is a messenger RNA of Populus nigra (black poplar), 3286 nucleotides long. RefSeq names its product pentatricopeptide repeat-containing protein At1g04840. The record is from RefSeq and is a predicted model, not a curated record. Gene Ontology annotation, molecular function: zinc ion binding; RNA binding; protein binding. The coding region runs from base 32 to 2191 and encodes 719 amino acids. Gene Ontology annotation, biological process: RNA modification. The transcript is spliced from 3 exons. NCBI's taxonomy places the organism in Eukaryota, Viridiplantae, Streptophyta, Magnoliopsida, Malpighiales, Salicaceae.